Molecule: messenger RNA, 2814 nt
Organism: Sodiomyces alkalinus F11
Lineage: Eukaryota; Fungi; Ascomycota; Sordariomycetes; Glomerellales; Plectosphaerellaceae
Product: fungal-specific transcription factor domain-containing protein
Exons: 4
Coding region: 227-2602 (791 amino acids)
Biological process (GO): positive regulation of transcription from RNA polymerase II promoter by galactose; DNA-templated transcription
Cellular component (GO): nucleus
Molecular function (GO): RNA polymerase II cis-regulatory region sequence-specific DNA binding; DNA-binding transcription factor activity, RNA polymerase II-specific; zinc ion binding
Source: RefSeq, a predicted model, not a curated record
UAUAUUAGAAUCCGCCCCCCUUCAUCAUCAGCUCUGACAGGCCGGCUGGUUCUCUAUCCAACUUUGAGAUCACACUCUUCAUUGUUGCCGUCGACUUCUAUCUAUAACUCGGUUCAUCUUCUUUCUUCCACGGCACACUUCUUCUCACAUUCCAGCGUCCGUUUUCAUUGCAACAUCCCCCCCUUAGGACUUCUAUCUGGCCACAGGCCGCGAACCAGGCAUCAUCAUGGCGCCAUCCAUUCCCAUCCCUACUCAGGGUGGUAUGUUCCAUACCUUUCAAGGAGUCACUCCCCGGAAGCCGGCUACCGACUCCCAAGGAAACGCAAAGGCACCUGGAGCCACCGCAACGAAGAGAAUCACAACACCACAUGCCUGUGCCGAGUGCAAGAGAAGGAAAAUCCGAUGUGAUGGCCAGCAACCAUGCGGACAGUGCCUAUCCAGCAGAGCGCCCAAGAGAUGUUUCUACGACAAGCACAGACAGCGUGUUAUUCCUUCACGAAAGACUCUCGAGGCACUAUCCCAGUCCCUCGAAGAGUGCCGGUCUAUUCUAAGGCGCCUCUAUCCCAACCACGAAGUUCAAUCACUCCUCCCCCUUUCGCGGCAAGAGCUUCUCAAUCUCGUCGAGCGUCCCGUUAUCGACACUUCGGCCACAGCUCUACCAUCACCUCCGCUUAACACCUCUCCGAUCUCCCAGGAUCUCGAAUCUCCUCUCGGCUCUUGCUCGGAACCGCUCUCCAGCCUCGAGCAGAUGCCUGACCGCGACACCGAGUGGGACGAGGAGCGCCGCGGCCGCGACUCCAUCCCCAUCGAGGCCGACGACGUCAAUGCCCUCUCGCUAUCCGUUGACCGCUCCUCAUCGUAUCUGGGUGCGUCCUCCAUCAAGGCCGCCUUGAUGUGCAUGCUCAAAGUGCAACCGGCACUGCGCACUCAACUCACCACCCCGCUCAACACGUCCGAGCCAGCACACAACCUCUCAGUCCGCCAGCCGCUGGCUUCUUCCCCCAAUGAUGCUCAGCGGAUCCCGUGGUCUUGGAAGGGCCAGACUCUCAUCGAUGCCUACUUCAAGCGAAUUCACGUCUUCAUUCCCAUGCUGGACGAGGCGGCGUUCCGCGCCGACUACCUGGAAGGCCAGCGCUUCGACCCUCCCUGGCUCGCCCUGCUCAACAUGGUUUUUGCAAUGGGCAGCAUUGUCGGCAUGAAGUCGGACGACUACAACCACGUCAACUACUACAAUCGCGCCAUGCAGCACCUGCCAAUGGAUGCCUUCGGAAGCAGCCAUAUUGAGACAGUACAGGCCCUCGCCAUCAUCGGCGGUUACUACUUGCACUACAUUAACCGCCCCAACAUGGCCAACGCCGUUCUGGGAGCCGCCGUCCGCAUGGCCAGUGCCCUCGGCCUUCAUCGGGAGAGCCUGGCCCAGAGCUCCAACGACGUGGCUGCUGCCGAAACCCGGAGGCGGACCUGGUGGAGCUUGUUCUGCCUAGACACCUGGGCCACUACGACCAUGGGGCGGCCAUCAUUUGGGCGAUGGGGCCCUGCGAUCAACAUUCGGCCCCCUGAGUUCGGCAUUAAUCAGGCCCGGGAUUCUGCCCAGCAUGCGGGUGUACUCCCCCUGAUUGAGAACAUCAAGUUCUGCAAAAUCGCCACUCAGAUCCAGGACAUGCUCGCCAUCUCGCCGCUCCUCCACACCGAAGACAGGUGCAACCUCGACGGCCAGCUGGUCAACUGGUAUAGCAACCUCCCCUGGCUGCUGCGGACGACCGACCCCUGCGCCGAGCCCCUGUACAUCGCCCGGUGCAUUAUGAAGUGGCGCUACCAGAACCUCCGCAUGCUCCUGCACCGCCCUGUGCUUCUCAGCUUGGCCAACAGCACGAGCAACAGCGGCCUCGUGCUCGCCCACGUCGCCGAACAGGAUAUCGCAGCCAUCGAGACGUGCCGCGAGCUUGCCAAGCAGACCAUCGAGGACGUCUCGCGCGAGUGGUCCCGGAACCAAAUGUCCGGGUGGAAUGCCGUGUGGUUUCUGUACCAGGCGGCUAUGGUCCCCCUCGUUAGCAUCUUCUGGCAGUGGAACAGCCCCCGGGUGCCCGAGUGGAACAAGCAGAUCGAGACCAUCCUGGACCUGCUCGAGGCCAUGGAGGACUGGUCCAUGGCGGCACGCCGCAGCCGCGAGGUCGUCUGGCGCAUGUACGAGGCCUCGCGCCACCCCAACCUCCGCAGCGAGAGCCAGAGCCAGAGCCCCGUCCUGCAAGCGAUGGGUGCGGAGCAAAACACCAUGAUCAUGGCCGCCGAGGCCGCCGACCUCCACAUGUCCCCCAUCGGUCUGGAGCCCGAGGGCAUGGGCAUGAUGGGCAUGCUGGACCAGCACGGCCUGUGGGACCUGGACGGCAUGUACUGGAGUGGUGGCAACGGGGCUGAGGGUGAUGCCUCUCAGGACGCCCAGGCCCAGGCCCAGCACCAAGCCCAACAACAAUCGCCCCAGGCCGGGCCCCCGGGGGGCGUUGACUUUGGCGCCUUCAAUGUCAACGAGCAGAUGAUCCAAAUGGAGUACGGCAUGCUCGGCGCCCAACCACCACCCAUGGACGCUGGUUUCUACGUUCACUGAGAGGGUGGAGGGGCCCUGUCUAACUGAUAUUCCGGGCUUGGCAAUCAACCCGUCUCGGCAUGGCCCCCCCUUUUUCCCCAACACCCUCUUCUCCCGCUUUUUCCCGGUCGACAGGACGCCCGCUACGCUGGCUGGGCAAAUUUCCUGCCGUCUAUGUUUUUAUUUUCUCUUCACUUCUUGUCAUAUAUUUUUCACCGCUUUUUUUUUCCUAU